AUGCCGGACGACAACCCCCUCAUCGUCGACCCCGGCCGCUUCACCGGCGAGGGGGCCGAAAUCUCGCUUCUCUCGUUCUUGCGCUCUGCUGACACCAAUCUCGACACGCUCAAAGACGAUGACAUUACAGUCGCUAUCCAACCCCUCCACACCCUCAUUCUCCGUAUCCUCGUUCCCGCCGACAAGGUCGAACCCGCCAAGCAGCUGCCGAAGCCUGGACGCCCGAUAAGGCACCUCGCCGCCCGUAUCCUCGUCAAGCUCCACAAGAAGGUGGAGAGCCGCUCUCUGUUCGAUGUCGUCCAGGCGCUCCUGAAGGCUGUCGACGGAGGUGGCAGGAACAUGAGUGCGCUCGAGAACGUUCAGAGAGUAGCCUGCUGGUACACGAUUGGGGAGGUUAUCAACGCCCAUGGAGCUAAUAUGAUGUCUCUCAUGGCCGAGAUUUGCUCGCUCUCCAUGAAGGUGCUGCGGAAUACCAACUUCUCUGUCAUUCUGCGCACGCAUGCUGUCCUCGCGUUUCGGAAGUCGCUCGUUUCCGCUGGUCGCGCCCUUCCUGACGCACAGGUCAAGGACCUACUGAAGCAGCUUCGCAACGGUCUGCAGGACAAGGCGUUGCCGGUGCAGUCAGCGUGUGCGGAGGUGUUCAUCAACCUCCACACGUACUCCCCGGUGCUCCAGCUUCAGCCCACGCUAGACAUGGUCCUUCCCCUCGGCCUGAAGUCUCUGGAGAAUGCCGAUUACCUGACCCGCCGCUCUGUCUCUCGCAUGAUCGCGCACUUCCUGGCUGCAACGCAGGUGCCUGGUUCAGGUGUCGCACCUCCUGAUCCGAAGAAGGCGCUGCCGAAGGCUGCUGAGGAAGAUGCGGAGGGGCCGCAGAUUAUCACGUCGGCUCCGGAGGACAAGGUCAAGACUCUCCUUUCGAUCGACCAGAUGCUCCGUCAUCUGAGCAUUCCGUACAACCGACCAAACGCACCUCGGAAGCUCCGCAACGCCCUCUUUGAUGUCUACGCCACUCUGUUCACGCAGCUUGGCGUACAGUACGUGGAACAGCACUAUGCGGACAUCGUCCACCACGUCAUCAAUGAGCUUGUUCUUCCUCCCCGGUCGCAGACGAGCCGCUUUGAGAUUCUGGCGACCCGCGAGGCCGUCGGCAUUCUGUUCCGCGACCUGAUCGGCGUCUCGAUGCUGACCGAGUCUGGUUACGUGAUGGCCAUCCGCGAGUGGGCCAACUCGUACCUCCGCAAAUGGCAGGCCCAGCCCCUCGCUGGGCACCGCAACCCGAGCAAGCACGCUCUGAUCAUUGCACUCCGUGAGGUCGCCGGUCUGCUGGGGCAGCUUGGAAAUGCGCCUCCUGCUAUUCUGGAACUUCUGGCAGAGCCGCUCGUCCGUCUGCUGUCCCACGAGUCGUACUCGGUUCGCCUGGCUGCUGCCUAUGCUUUGCGUCGAUUCGCCGCCGCCAACCCGAACCAGCUGCCGAUUUUGCUUUCCGGACUCCUUGCCGAUCUUCACAAGGAUAUUGAGCUGCUCUCGAGCCCCACGGCGUCCAAGGAGGUGCAGAUUCGAGCUCUUGGACGAGCCUACGCUCUUGGUGCCCUCGUUGCGGUUACCCCGAGCCGACCGCUUUACGUGUCUAGCGACAUCCCCAGUAAGGUGUUCGACGUUGCUGUGUCACUGCUCAAGCGCGCCGGAGACCACGAUGUUGCUCAGGCUACCGUCGAGGUGCAGGUCGCUUGGCAUCUGAUUGCUUCCCUGAUGUCUCUUGGUCCAGGUUUUGUCAAGCUUCACCUUCCGCAGCUGCUCGUGCUCUGGCGCAAUGCUCUGCCGAAGCCGACUAGCAAGGACAGCAUCGUGGGUGACCGUGGUGAGGCGGAGUGGAACUUCCUCCUGGUCGUGCGGGAAUGCGCGCUUGCCGCUAUUCACAAUUUCCUUCGCCAUAACACGGCGCUUGUGAACAUUGAUGUUGCUCGUCGACUGGCCACUCUUUUCACCAAUAGCCUUAACUUCGUCAACGGGUUCGCUGCUGCGUACGCCGAACUGCUGCGCGAGCAGUCCGCCAACCCCAACUCGAACUCUGUCGCCUUCACUAUGCGGCCGUCCCUUGUCGAGCGCGAGGCUACUCUCCGACGAAGAGUGCUGCAGUGCUUCACCGAUCUUGGCCCGAGCUCGGCGACGGAGAGCAUGCAACCCGCUCUGCUCCAGGCUGCCGUUACUGUCUUUGCUGACCCGGAGAAUUACUCGGGAUCAGCGGCGCAGGCUGCUAUCGCUGCCCAGGCUGGACAAUUCACCAGUGUCUGGGCAUCUACAGACGGUUAUGCCUUUGGAGUUACCAGCUUGCUGAAGGCCAGGGAGCGCGAGCGUGGCGCGACCGAGGAGGACGUGUUCCUCAACCGUGACAAGAUUGAGAUGGCCUUUGAAAGCCAGCUCAAUCACCCCAUCAUCGGCUCCGCGGAGCACGACUACGUUGAUCUGUUUAACGCGGAGGCUAUGACGGAGAGUCCCAAGCCUGUCCCAGCUCAGACCGGUGUUAUUGACGCCGGUGUCCAGCUGUUCUCCGCGCUCUUCUCCCACCAGAACCUUGAGGGUCAGGUGCAGUCUUUGGCUACUCUCAGCUCUCACGUCCGCUCGUCCAAGCUGGAGCGUAACCCCGGACGUCGCCAGGCUGUGGUCGCCAACACGAUGGAGGCCCUGAGGCGGUCACUUGUGCAGGCUGAGACAGCGGGGCAGAAGGCUCGACGUGCACUGGGCUCGCCGCAAGUGAGCGACCUCAUCAAGUCUCUACUGCAGGACGCUGUGCUCGACCCCAACCCCAGCAUUCGUGGCGCGGCUGCCCGGACGAUGGGUCACCUCUCUGCUCUGGCCGGCAGUGCCUACCUCUCGUCCCAGGUGCAAUGGCUAGUCGAUCAGGUGGUUAACAACCGUGUUCCAGAGAGUCGUGCAGGAUGUGCGGUGGCCUUUGGCUCUAUCUACUCGUCUGUCGGUGGUAUGUCUGGUGGACCGAUCCUCAAGACUAUCGUCAACAUUCUCAUGUCGCUCGCGACCGACCCGCAUCCCAUCGUCCACUUCUACGCUCUCGCCGCCCUCACUCAGAUUGUGAACGCUGCCAACCUGAGCUACUCGCCUUAUGUCCAGACCACUCUGGGCAUGAUCACCAACAUCUACCUCCUAGAGACCCACGAGCCUGAUGGAGGCUCUCUUGGAUCGGUCAACUUACGAGGUGACCUCCCCGCAUACCAGGUCAUCUGCCGACUUCUGCACGCUAUCAUCGGCGUGCUUGGUCCUGAGCUGCAGGAACCUGGCAAGGUUCGUUCGCUCGUGUUCCUGCUGGUCCACGAGUUCCGCGAGGAGACAGAUGAGGGUUUGGCUGUCGAGGCACUGCGGUGCAUGCAGCAGAUCCUCAUGUUCGCGCCCAAUGAGGUCGACGCUCCUAAGCUCGUCGGCAGCUUCCGCACCUACCUCACCAGCUCCCGACGACCGCUCAAGGUCGCUGCCAUUACGGCCCUGUACCAGAUUGUCCAGCGCAACGCCAUUCUCAUGUCCAAGGUUGGAGGAAACCAGCUUGUGGAAGAGCUCUUCGGUCUCCUCGACAAGGACCCGACCAUCGAGGGUGUCCGCGCUGUUAUCCGGUCAUGGUUGCUGCAGACGGCCGCUGCACUGCCCUCGGGCUGGAUCGAUCUCUGCCAGCGGAUUAUGUCGCGAUCGGUCGCCAACCAGAAGCAGGAUGAAACGCCGGCUCAAAACAGCGCUCCCCUGUUCCUUGACGACGAAGGCGAGUCUCUCGGCGGUGGCGAUAGCCGUGACUCGGCUCUGCAGACAUCUCGCUGGCGCACGCAGUUGUUCGCGUUGCAGUGCCUGCACAACAUUGUCACCACUGUUGCCGAGCAAGGCCGUCCGGAGCACUUCAACCCGGUGCUUGCUCGCCAGGCUGGACUGAACGCCCGCCACAUGCUCUUCUCGCGUGUGGCUGACCUCAUUCGCAUGGCGUUCAGUGCCUCGGCUGCCUUGGUGGAGGAUGUUCGUCUGGCUGGCCUGCUUGUCCUGCGAGAUGUUGUCGAGCGCUUCGCUGCUUCGCCGGACCCGGACUUCGAGGGUGCGCUGCUCCUUGAGCAGCACCAGGCCCCGAUCGCCGCUGCUCUCACGCCCAGCUUUGCCUCUGAUUCUACUCCUGAGGUCCUCGCUCGAGCUGUGCAGGUUUGCGCUGUUUUCGUCGGCAGCGGUGUCAUCAAGGAGGUCUCUCGUAUGGGCCGUAUCCUGAAACUUUUGACUGGUGCUCUCGAGCAGUGCAAGAACGGGGACAUGCUUCAGCUUGGAGAUGUGCAGAACCUGUCGACGAGCGCGUCUGUGAUGCUCAAGGUCUCUAUCCUUGCCGCGUGGGCCGAGCUCCAGAUUGCUUCUACCACCCAGGCCUACCUCAUCGAGGUCAUCAAGCCGUACCGCUGGCUGCUCGGCCCCUUCUGGGUGGGCGCUCUCCGUGACUAUGCUCUUCUCCGGACCGACCCCGAAAUGGGAGCGGCGCCGAGCGCGGGAAUGGACCUCUCCUCGGGUAUGGGCCGCGACGUCCUGCUGCCGUACUACGAGAAGGCGGUGCCGAAGCUGCUCCAUGCCGUUGCGAUCGGGCUUGCCAACGACGACCCGUUCAUCGUUGGUGCAAUCGACGGCCAGACCUUUACGUCUGCCGUCGAGCCCAAGAAGGAGACGGGAAUGGCGCGACCAGAGCCCAGCACCAACUUCUACAUUAUCUACGGUCUUGCCUUUGAGAGCUUGACACGGGCGAUCGGCAGCGACCGAAAGAUGGCUGUAGUUGCUCUGCGUAGCAUGGCGUCUCUCGUGCAGCCCAAGCUCAGCGGCACGACCGUGUUCGACGGGGCAUUCUUUGACGAACUCAUCACGCUGUGCUACCGCAUCGCCAUGUCGGAGCCGGCUCGUGUGAAGGCGGAGAUGGUGGAGGUUGUGAGCGCACUGGCAACGUCAAGGAAGGACGGUGACCAGGCUCAGCUCCGUCGGGCUCUGGCUGUUAUUGCGUUUGUCCUGCGUGAAACCAUUCCGAGUCGCGACACCAAGUCGAACUUGUCGUCAUCUGAUCCGGCUGCGGACCGGGUGGCGUUCCUGCGAGCCGCGUUCGCGUCGUACGUCAAGAUCGUGGACAUCAUGGACCUGGGUCAACGGGCCGACCUGUGCGCUGUUGCCAUUCAUCUGUUUGCCGACCUCCUCGCGGAUGAAACGCCGAAUAUGGAUCUCGCAGGACAGUGUCUCCCCAGUCUGAAGCUGCUCCUGGAUCAGACACUGAGCGCCCAAGUGCCCGCGAUCAAUGCGACGAGCGAGAAGGUCAUCCACGGUCUUCUGGGCGCGUGCUUGAGCAACAUUGAUGACAUGAGGUCGCGCGUGAACAGUGUCGCGAACGUCAAGAUCAAGAACAAUCUCUUGGCCAUGGUGCUGAUUGCGACGUCAAUUCCCCUUUCGGUGCAGGUGUCCAAGCUAGUGAUUGAGCAGAUGUGCUCUGACAUUGGCCGAUACAUGGGCGCUGGUGACGAGCGACCAGAGCUGGGUCUGACCGCGAUCCACUGCGCGACGUCGCUUCUGGUGGCUUCGCUGCGCCCCAUGCCCGGCCAACCGCCUCGAGCGUCUCCUGUCCUGCAGUACGCCGCGAUGUGCGUCUUGACGCCCAUGAUUCAGCAUGUGGCGGACACUGUUGUGUCAGUCGCUGCCGGAUCAGCCGGGCCGAGAGCGGUUGAGGGCGUCGGUGAAGUGAUUCGCGGACUGGUUGCGUGGUGCGGCGGUCUACCCGAGGACGUCAAGCCGAGAGGCUACGGCAUCCUGCUGCCGACGCUGUGCUUGCUGCUCGACCCAACCGGAGUCGAGAAGCCGAGUGGACUGCACAAGGUUGCGACGAGCACGAUGCUCCAGUUGGCGCAGAAUAGCCCCAAGGCGUUCAAGGACGCGACGCAGGCGAUGGCCGAAGGCGAACGCGCUGGCCUGGAGAAGGCCGUACGCGACGCGGUCGCGCAGGCCGGAUCACCAGCUGCCACCAGUGGCAGCACUCAGGAGAAGAAGGGUAUUGCGCUCAAGAGCUUCGGUUGA
Messenger RNA from Trichosporon asahii var. asahii CBS 2479, 6072 nucleotides. Its product is annotated as clathrin-coated vesicle protein. Lineage: Eukaryota; Fungi; Basidiomycota; Tremellomycetes; Trichosporonales; Trichosporonaceae. The record is from RefSeq and is a predicted model, not a curated record. Gene Ontology annotation, cellular component: endocytic vesicle; membrane; Golgi apparatus. The transcript has 5 exons. Gene Ontology annotation, biological process: intracellular protein localization; retrograde transport, endosome to Golgi; endocytosis. Bases 1 to 6072 code for a protein of 2023 amino acids.